CCUGGCGGAGCUGUUUCCUCUUCCGGGCCGAAGCUGUAGGAGGUCGAAGGUCGUGGAUGAGGGCGGUGUCAGCCAUGGCAGCUUCAGAGAGACCCGACGCCGAGGUAGAGGAGGCUGGCCAAGUCUAUCUCUUGAUGAAAAAAGAUUUCCGGAUUUCACGCAAUGUACGUCUUGCCUGGUUUCUGAACCGUUUGCACCAGGUUAUCUGUGCAGUGCCUGAAUCGGAAUUGGUGAGCAAUCCAAACCAUGUAAAAUCAGACAAUGAAUUGGAUGUUCUCAGCAUACUGCCCAUUAGUUGGCAACCUGACGAACCUGUACAGCCCAGACCAUAUCUCCUUGUGCCUUCUACUCAAGUCACUUUCUUUGCAUGUCAAUACCGUUUUGUGAUUGAACUGGAUUUGAGCCCUUCUACAGGGAUUGUGGAUGACUCUACAGGAGAGAUCAUUUUCGAUGAAGUGUUCUAUGCCCUCUCCCGAUGUUUAGUGGGGUUGUUAAGGCCCUUUCGAAUCCCAGGCUCAGACAUCCUCUUCCAACCUGAGAUUUUUGUCACUAUUCAAGCAUAUUCAUCCAUUAUUGGCUUACAGACACACCAGGUGCUGUUCCAGGGUUGUCUGCUGGAUAAGACCAAUACAGAGACCUUCCUGCAGCAAGUUUAUACACAAUUAUGCGUCUUUGAAAAUAAAGUAGCUGAGAUGCUCCGACAGCAGUAUGAGCCCAAAAGUCAGGUGGACUUGCCAUCUCUUAACCAAGAUCGUCUUUGUGACACCCAGGAAUCCUCAGGGAGGAAGUUGGGGGUCUCCAUGGUCACUGCUGAUGUCGGGCUGGUCAGCAUGAUCCGGCAGGGAAUCUUGGCGCUCCAAUUGCUGCCCUCAAAUUCCAGUGCAGGGAUUAUUGUGAUCACAGAUGGUGUCACCAGUGUCCCAGAUGUGGCUGUUUGUGAAACUCUGCUCAAUCAGCUGCGUAGUGGGACAGUGGCCUGUUCUUUUGUUCAGGUUGGAGGAGUCUAUUCUUAUGACUGCAGUUUUGGUCAUGUCCCUAAUGUGGAACUCAUGAAGUUCAUUGCCAUGGCAACAUUUGGCACAUAUCUUUCCACAUGUCCUGAGGUUGCACCUUCUUGUCUGGACUUGAAUGUUUACCACAAAGCUUUUCUUCUGUACUCGUUUCUGCGCAGUGGGGAAUCCCUGAAUCCAGAAUAUUAUUGUGUGUCCCAGCACAGACUUUUCAAUGAACACCUUGUUUCUGCAAGCAGCAACCCUGCACUGGCUAUGAGGCGGAAGAAACAUACAGAGAAAGAAGUGCAUGCUGACCUUAUCAGUAUAGUCUCUGUCCGGCUGCGGGAAGGAUAUAGUAUCCGUGAAGUCAAUAUCACAAAGGGAGGCACUCAGCUUGAAGUUAAGCUUGUCCUGCUGUGGAAGCAUAAUAUGAGAAUUGAGUAUCUGGCAGUGGCCCCGUGGCCUUUGGAUUCUUCAAAACGCAGCACGUGGGUAGAAGUGACUAUGGAGGGAAGCUAUGAUAUCUUGCAUGACAUCAGCUGCACAAUGCGUAAGCCCAUCACCAGCCUCUAUCGCACAACUGUGAUACGCCGCUUCUGGAACACCUUGCAAAGCAUCAAUCAAACUGACCAGAUGCUGGUUCAUCUUCAGUCAUUUGAUAGUGCCCCAGAACACUUCACCAUUCCAGAAAGCACUAGAAAUGGGGUGCCACUGUUCUACAUUCCUCCAGGAUCUACUACACCGGUCCUAUCUUUGCAGCAUAGCAGCUCGGACUCCUGCCACUCACAAUUUGCAGCCUAUUGGAAGCCUAUCCUGUCUAUGGAUGCCAACUUCUGGCAAAGAUGGUUGCACAUGCAUCGCAUUGUUAUUCUAUUGGAACAUGACAUGCCAGUGCCAAAACAUUUGCACACACCAGGCAACAAUGGCCGCUACAGCACAAUUCAGUGCCGCAUCUCACACUCAGCGCUGACCUCUUUGUUGCGUGACUGGAGUAGUUUUGUGCUGGUGGAAGGCUACUCCUAUGUCAAGCUCAUGCGCAGCUCUGAGGAUCAGCCCCCCUUUUCAUUUUAUGUGGUGCGCAUAAUUUCCAAAGCUCCCUGUAUGGUUCUUCGCCUGGGUUUCCCCAUUGGGACACUUGCAAAAGUCAGGAACAAAAUAGUUGAAGAAUUAAGAGAUCGUAUCCUGCAGCUACGUUUCCCACAUAGGGUACAAAGCAAAGAAGCAACUCCAAAAGUGAAGAGGAAGGUCAUUGGCAGCAGCUCGCCAUCAAAAUCUCCUCCUGUUCCUGGAGUCCAGCCAACACUUUCAGACAGACCUUGCCUUAUAGUGCUUCACAAGCCUCUGGAGAAGCUCCUCAUCAGAUAUGAAAAGCUUCCCUCUGAUUACUGUGUUCCUUGCCUCCUUCCCCUGGAGAAUCCUACAAUGUCAGGCUCUCUAACUGUGAUGGCCAACCGCACAGCUUCCUCCACUCUAGCCUCCUUGUCUCGCUACUUCUACCACCAGCGCUGGAUCUGGUGUGUGCAGUCAGGGCUGGUACCUGCAGUGCCCAUCACAGCUGUAGCGCAACUCCUGUCCACUCUCACAGAGGUUCGUCUGUCUGAGGGUUUCCAUUUUGCUUCCAGUGGUGAUGGGAUUAUCAACAUGGUGCUUGAGUUGCCCAUUAAGAGUGAUUCUUCAAGAGUGAGUGGCAGCGAAAAGCCCACCUGUAUUGUCCAAUAUGUGCUGUUCCCUCCACAUUCCACUUCAACUAAAGACAGUUUCUCCACAGAUGAUGACAAUGACACAGAGGUGGAGGCCAUUGAGGUGGACACAGAGUUGAAUAUUGUCACAGAGUGCUGGGUAGAGCCACAGAGUGGCUGUGUGGAUGGUGCACUGGACAUCUGGAGGCACUUUGAUGGCCUGCCUUACCGGAAAAUUCCCAAAGCGCUUUACCCUCGAGAUCUGUUGUGCAUCCAUACUAUGCUUGCUUUUGAAUAUAUCAGCCAGCUGUGCCAGAACAAGGACUGGGUCUUCCCUGCAUGUCCACGGCCUGCUGCUGCUGCUGAAGGUCGUGAUGCUGGAAGUGGCAACAGAGUGCAUGAAAUUCCUUUUCAUUUUGACCUAAUGAAGUUACUGCCCAGAUGUCAGCAGAUUGAAAUGUUUUUCCUGAUGCUGACAGGAGCAGAAGAGGAUGGGACCACAAAGGAAUCUUCUUUAUUGCCAAAUGAAAUGCUUCUUGGUCUAUUCCAUGGCUGUCUGCAGCAUGAUCUCAGUGACAGAGAGAUUACAUUAUCAGGCACAGAUCAUAUCACUUUUAUGGAGCAGGUGCUGAAGCGGGAUAGAGACGGCCAUCCACCCCCAUUUGUGCUCCCAGUAGUCCAAGAUUCCUCAAAGUCUUCCAUGUCCCCUGAAGGUCAAGAUCCAGCAAACAUUUAUAACACUGUUGGAAAGAAAGAUGCAAGUAUACACGUGGCUCCAGACACCUUAGAGACUUCAAGAGGUGAUACUGCACCAGCAUCUGAUACCAUCUUCCCUCAGUGGCGAUGUUAUGCCAAGCUGGUGAAUUCACAGCAUCUUUUCCUCAUCUUUCUGCCAGCUACAUUCCUAGACAUACCGAGAUUGCUGACUUAUGGACCAGAUAAACCUUCAAAGGAGACAGAACCAACACCUUCCCAAAGAGCACAACAACUGGAGACUGUGGGGUCACUUCCAACUGUCAGUGUCACACCAGCCAAUGGGAUUGGGCAGGAGAUGCAAGAUCUGGAUACUACACCAAGAAGAGAGGGGCGCAUAUCUUUUAGCCGUCAGGCAUCUCAGCCAGACUUGGGUGACAGUGUCCGCACCCGCUGCCCAGUCUUUGUGUACAGUUGUUCUAUGGAGUUGCUGCGGGAGCAGGUGACCAGCCCCAGGCCAGAUAAACCUCUGCGGGAUAUAUUUUUCAGAAGCCAGUCUGUAGAACGACCUGCCAGUGCUCCCUGGCUAGAUCCCAAGCACAAGGAUCUGGUGAGUUACUGCACCUUGCUGCAAGAACAUUCCCAUCAGUGCUAUGUGAAAGGACUGUUCAAGAGCCUGCAACAGGGUCACAAUAUCAGCUGCCCUGACCUGCUCAUAGCCAUGGAUUACUGUGAGGAGCUUCUGCAGGAGAUAGACAUCACUAGCUUCCUGCUUACUCUGUGUGACCAUGUGCGUUCAUUCUGUGAGCACCACCAGCACUCUCUCAACCAAUCGGAGGGAGAAGUGGUACAAACUUCCCAAACUCAGGGUGCCUCUGCUUCCAGUGCUGAGACAGAGGAGUCCAGUGAACCAGAUUCCCAGAUUCCUGCCUCCCCUUCUGAGGAGCCUGGCUGGAGUCGUUGUCCGGAGUUCCCUCUCCUACUGCUAGAUAGCAGCCAGCCCUGCCCAAGCCACACUGAUCUGCACAGGAUCAUCCAAGAGAAGUUCUUGGAGAUUGGCAGUUUACAUUUUAAACCAGUGCCAUCUAAUCCUCAUUAUUUCUUCUAUUGCCCUCCUUCUGCCAAAAAAGAGGAGGAGGCUUCACGGGACCAUGCAGAUGGGAAAGGCAAUGAAGACAUAGAAAGCUCAGAAACUGAUCUGGCACUUGAUGAAGGAAAUACAUCUGCCUGCUGCAUUGGUACUGAGAGUGACCCCGAACUGGAGGUAGAAUAUCGGGAUCGGUUGAACCAUGAAUUUCUAGAAACAGACUCUCUGUCGGAGUCCAACACUGUAAACCAGGAUGAGGACUCCUUCAGUGUCCUGGGAGAUUCUCUUGCAGAACAGGAGCUGCUAGAGCAAGAUAUGCCACCUCUCUUUAUGCAUUUGACCUGCUCUGUGAAGCUGCGCAGCCAACACAGUUCCAUGCCUGUUCGCUCGCUGCCCACCUGCCUUGGAGAGGUGCUGGGUUGCCUUGAGAACUGUAAGGCUCCCCAAACAAUUGAGCUCUCUGAUCUCUGUGUAACCUUGGACAUCUUUGUCCUUACCCUUUCUUUGGAGAUUGAAAUGGAGAAUGAUUUGCAUCACAAUAGAUAUACGUCCGAGAGCAGUGUCUCCUUCACCCGUUCCCCAGGUCGGCCAUCUUCCUUCCGCUCGGAUGAGGAGUUUAUGCAUAGCUUGGACAGGCUUCCCUUGGCAGUGGAUGAUGGGCACCCAGCACUCUCCAAUCUUCCUGGAGUACACAGACAAGCUAUUGAAGCUACAAUGACAGAGAUCCGUUGGCUCUUGGAUGAUGAAAUUGUGUCAGCACUGCGCCAUUCACGUCCAGUUACUGUUGAUACCUUGAACCGUGUGUCUGCCCAUGUCUACAGUUCUCAAGGCCGCCCUAGCUGCCACUGCGAGGCUGUUCCUUUGCAGUUCGUGUUUGGUCCUGAGAACUCACUAGAAAGGUUUCGUGAGGAGUUCCAGAGAAUGACCAUACCUGGCUACGUGCUCAAUACUGAGGGGAAUGAUUUCUACUAUGUUUCUAUCAGCCGCCUACAUGGCCCAGUAGGGGGGCCCAGUCCUUCAGUAACACUUGAGAGUACCCUGACAGAAGGAAGGUGUGAAAGCAGCAGCAAAACAGAAGGAUCCUUGACCUGUUCUCUUCCCUCUGAGGAGGCCCAUGGUCUCUGGGCAUGGCCAGCAAGUGAGACCAAGGCUGGGGUGGAAGCUGCUGAAUGUCUUAGCAUAAGUAGCUCUUUGCAUGGUGAGGUCUCAAGUGAUGUUCCACAGCUAAAUCAAGGCAGUACUCCAGACCGUGCCUCUCUGGAUGAAGAGCCAUCUUUGACCCAGACACAACCUCUGUCUUCCUUCUCUGAUAAAUGGAAUAGUAAUAAGUCUCCCUCAGGAACACCAUCUGUAUCAAGUCUGGCUGAUUCUGUGGUUCCUGGGAAAGAAGGCUGUGGAAAGCAAUACCCCAGUCGGGUUCAAAGCCUGGUGUCAAGCCAGGGUAGUAUGGAUUCUGAUCUCCUAGGCUAUGAUGGUGGCAGCAGCGAUUCUGAAUGUGAAGAUGUAGUGAUGAGUGACUUGGAACCCAGAUGCCCCCUCAUGCCUGACUUCUGGCUGAUCGUAAAGAUCCACCAGGACCGGGUGGAAAUCUAUUCACACACUCGUAGCAGCACAAGUGCAGUGAAAGCAACACAGAAUGAGGAAGGGGAAUGUAAGCGUCUUCACCAUACUGUGGUGAAGAAGGUUGGUGAAAUCUGCCGCAUUGUAAACCAGCGGCUGCUGCUACAAGAUCUGCACGACAGCCAUAUUUGCAAUUCUCUGCUGGUUGCUGAAAGCGAGGAGGAUAUCUGGAAAAGCGAAACCCCCUAUACCUAUCGGCAGCGCACUGGGACUGAUGAUUACCCUGGAGAGGAGAGCUACCAGCCCCGUGACUACCUUGCAGCCACAAUGCAGUUCAUGCCUGGACAUUUUGCUUGUGAUGCAGUCUGGAGCACCACUAUCCAUGUACAUUCACGACUCAAGAUGGGGCCCAAUAUGGGUGUUGCACGUGCCAUCCAAGCCCUGCGUUCUGUACUCAAUGCCUUCUCUAUUGUUAAUAGAAAGAAUAUGUUCGUUUAUCAGGAGCGUUCAACUAAGUCUGUUUUCUACUUGAGACUCUCUGAAACAACAUCAAGUGGAAAGUGUGGGGAAGGUGAAACCCAGAGUCUUGCAUGCCGUUCGCUGGCCCUUUCACGCAGCCAAGAACCCAUAUACAUCGAGGACCUGAACGCAUCUCGCUCAUCCCUGGACACUGCCUCUUGUCGCAGUGUUGAUUCCAGUCGUCCUCUAAGCCAGGUGGACAGACACAUCCAGCUAGUAGUUCAUGGAGUAGCUCCGGCAGGACCUGAGAUAACAGAUGAGCUCGUAAAAGUUCUACGUAGGCGCCUGGAUGAAGCCACCUUGGAUAUCAUCACAGUUAUGCUUGUGAGGACCUGUAAACUCACACCAGCUGAUGUAGAGUUCAUCCAGCCCCCUGGCAGGCCACCCACUGAAGUGCUGCAGUUUACUCUUCCCCCCUCCUGCCUACCGUGGCUCCCAGCUGUGGCUUGCUACCUACGCCAGAACCUGCUGAUCUUUCUACACACACCCAAGUACACAGACAGCAAUGUGGAGAACCACUUCAAGCAUUAUUUCCACCAGGGCAGUAGCAGCCCUGACCUGGAUCUUUACCUCUAUAACAAGCCUGGAGGCCAGGGCACUGGCGGCAAAGGUUCCAUGCUGGAUCUUGUGCAACACCUGUUUCCACCUUCCCAGUUUCAAGGUAUUGCAUGUAUUGCUCUUUCUUUUGUGGAUGACAGUGGAAAUCCCAUUUCCUUGGCUCGCUGGGUGAGGCCACCCACUGCACUGCUGAGCACAACAUUCCUUCAGGAGGCUGACUUUGAGAAUUUAACUGCUGUUAGCAAGUACCUACCUGAGCCUGGCACUUCACAGCCAGCCCUCUGUCCUCUGGUGCGCCUGGACAUCUGGGAAAAGGGUAACAUCAGCUUGUUGCAGCUAUCCGAGAGGCUGCGCAGUGCCUUGCGUCAUGCACUCUGUGAUGCCCUCAUGGAAUUCCGUGUGCUGCCCAAUCCAUUGUGUGUUGAACUGUCCACUGAACUAGAGGAUCACGGGAGCAUUGGAAAUCUGCGGCGGACGAUGUCUGAAAGUAAAGGAACAAGUCGGUCUACUGGAAGUAGAGGAUGUCCACCCUCCUUGAAUUUUCCUGUGCCCACUGCAGGUGCUGGUGAGCCAGCUACGCCCACCAACAGAAUUGGGCGACGCAGCUUCUGGGACAUGCUGAGCAAACCAGAGAUGGUGGAGCAAGGAAGCCCCAAGACCACAGAUGACAUUGUGUUGGAGCGACCUGAAGAAAGUCGUACCCGCCGCCGCCACAAGACGGAAAAUGUGAAACAGCUUUCCAGCCAGGAGCGUGGUGAACAAGGACAGACCCAGAGACGUCGAGCCUGCCACCUAGAGGAAGGGGAUAUUGGAGUCCUGCACCCCAUUUUCAAUCAAACUUGUCAGUCCUGGAUGACAUUCAUGAACCGUUUGGGGUGUCCUUCAGUGCAACGCUGUGCCACGGAGAGUGUGUCUCGCUUCCUGCUCCCCUCCAUCAUGCUUGAAAUAGUGAACUUAGUCACCACUUUGGCAAAUGACACCUCUGUCAAAGUAUUUGAAAAAGUCAGCGGUCCUCAAGGCACAUCUUUUGUGCCAUACACGCUCAAACUAGGCUCCAGCGCUCAACCAGCUGUUAUCCGACACUUUACACUGCUGGGGCGUAGCUUCCACCAAUGGCGCUGCAGUACAGAACCAGCUCUCAAAGGUUUCCAGCGUUUUGAGGCCACAGAGCUUGGCUCUGCAGAGAAGGGUUCUGAUGUAGCACCCCGGCAAAGAUUCCUUUUCAUGGAAAUUGUGGACAAAAAGCUGGUGCUGUACACCUACAAUUGGUCCAUGGACCUGGGUAGUGCUUUGAGCAGCUCUCUUACUCGCUUGCUGCAGUGGCAAAAUGCCCGUGCCCAUGUGGUGUAUUGCCUACUCAGCCAGAAGCUUGGGCUUUUCCACCACUACUGCUACAUGGAUACUCCAUGGCAUGAAGACAGCAAACAGGAGCCAAAUCCCUUCCUGAAUUCCACUCUUGAGGUGGAUACCCUGAUCCGGAGCUCUGGUGUCCCCCCCAGCAAGGAGCAAGGCCGGCUCAGUGGUUCCACUCGCAUCAUGCAACCACUUCACUUCCCUCCUGACAUGGUGCCUUUUGAUGAGGCUCUUCGUGAUGUCUCGGUCAGUCGACCUGUCUUUCACAGCCCUGAGCUGAGUGCACUCGAUCAUGUGGCCCAGCAUGGAGCUCAGUUCCUAGAGAUUAAGAACAUAGAAAGAAAAGAGUUGGAGAAACAGAUGAAGAUCGAGAAUCUCUUUAUGACAUGGCAACAACGCUCUGCACAGUCCAACGUGCCAAUCAGUCUUGCAGAUUUGGAAACUUUGAAACAGUCAUCACGUUUGGUCCAUUACUGUGCUACACCUCUACUCUUCGAUCCCACUUUCCGGCAACAGAUUCAAGCUGAUCAACAAAGCAAGCCAGAGGGAAAGAAGCGGCAUCGUUCAAAUGAUUCCACGGCAUCAAGUAGAGACCGCAGCCAUAGCUGCGAUUCUGCAGAGGGACUGCCAUGUAGGACCAAAGAUGAAGCCUGGCUCCUGGAGUUAUGUCACACUUUCCUGCAGCAGUAUAUCCAGUACCUGCAAAGCAUGGGCUUUAUCCUGGUGCAGGUGCGCCCAGCCUCACCCACUCGGAGCAGCACAAGCCGGAUCAGAGCUCUGGCAGUGAUGGGCAGCGAGGGACGCGGGUCCUUCUCAUACACAAGACCAAAGGCUGAAGGGAGUCCAAAGAGCACCAGCCCUCCUGUCACCACAUACCAUUUGCAAAGAGCUCUGCCUGGGGGCAUAGUGCUGAUGGAGCUGGCUUUCCAAGGCUGCUAUUUCUGCGUAAAGCAAUAUGCGCUGGAGUGCUCAAGACUUCCCAUGGGCCAGACUGUCAACUCACAGAUGGACUUUUGGACUGAGCACGAGAAGAAAACCUCAGCUUUUAUUCGGCUCUCUAUGCUCUUCACAGAAGAGUGUGACAAAGUACGCGAUCUCAUGCAUGUGCACUCAUUCAGUUAUGACUUCCACCUGCGCAUUGUGCACCAGUACCUGCUUGGAUCCCACCUCGCGCUGCGGCAAGGUUAUCAUCUGACCAGCUUCCUGGAAGAUUUCAUUUCCCAGCAUCCUGACAUCCCCAAGUUUGGGCGUAACCACAUCUUCCAAGGUACAUUGGCCUUGCCUACCAAUACCAUCAUGGCACAUCAUCUGUACAAUUACAUAACUGACCAUGCUAGCACCUACCAUAUGAAGCCCUUACGCAUGGCCAGGCCAGGAACUGCCACUGAUGGCAAGAAGGGGACCCCUGGCCCAGAGCAGAAUGAAUAUGCUCUUGUCUCAAUCUGGAACAGCUCAGGUUCCUACAAGGAUUCAGAAGGGUUACGUCACCAUGAUGACUUUGAUGUGUCCAUGCUUGUAUGUCACAGCGCUCCACCGUUUGAGGACCAAAGUGAGGCAGACCGACUCAUGCUGAGGUUGCACUUCUACGUAAUCAUGACAAGUCAACGGGAGCUUUUUCCACGUCUCACCGCUGACAUGCGACGCUUCAAGAAGCUGCCUCGCCUACAACGGGAGACACUGGAGCCGGUUCUGGGGCGUGCGGCUUGGGAAACCGCAGAAGGGGGCUGGCAGCGCAGAGAGAUCACGGAGCCCUGGGAGGAAGUGGAGGACAGUGGCGAGUUCUAUGCAGGUGGCCCCCAGGUCAGGGUGGGCCCUGGACUCUUCUAUACAUCCCCGCUCUUCCCACUGCUUGCCUCGGAGGUGGCUGCUGCCCAGAAGCAGCUGACCAGCAUGGUGCAGCUUGCCAAGUGUCACUGCCGCCGAGACAACCUCUGGAAGCGUCUCUUCCUGCUUGAGCCCCUUGCCUCUGACAAACUGAAGCUGGGCAAACUCUCCAUUGGGGAGCUGGAAGAAUUGCUGGAUGCGGUGCACAAGAAAUCUAUCUCUGACAUCGACCCCCAGUUGAGCUGCUUCCUCACCAUGCCAGUCUCCUGGUACCAGAGUCUUAUCAAGGUGCUACUGAGUCGUUUCCCCCAGAGCUGCCGCCAUUUCCAGAAUGCUGAUGCUGGCACCCAAUACUUGGUCGUUUUGAACCAGAAAUUCACAGAUUGUUUUGUGCUUGUCUUCCUUGAUUCCCAUUCAGGAAAAACGAGUCUCACAGUGGUUUUUCGGGAGUCAUUUCCAGUACAGCCCCAGAACGAGAGCCCUUUGCCACAACUUGUAUCCACAUACCACCAUCUGGAAUCUGUAAUAAACACAGCUUGCUUCAACCUUUGGACAGGGCUACUAUAGCACUGGUUGGUUCUUCUCAUUGGAGCAUGCUGCAUGGACCCAGUUGCAGUAGUUGGCUGCAACAAACGAGAGACCACUUUGCAUGGCAGGAACAGUGGAUGAUACAAGGGUACAGCUGGCUGGAUAAGAAGUCAGGAUACUUUCAAGGAUUCUGUCUGUGCUGAAUUGACUCACAGAAGAAGCAGGUCUACUCUGAUGCACAGCAAGGGCAACCUGGAUGAAAGGCCAAGAGAGCCCUUCCCAAAGAAAGUAUCCAACAAGGCCUUUGGGUGGAUGUGCCCCUUUGGAAUUCAGUCCUGCAGGCUCCUGCAGGUGCAGACUGCCAGGCCUUUCAGAGUGACUCACUAAACAGGUUUUAGCAGGAGGGUAUUACACAAUGAUGAGAAUUUUUUCUAUGAAGUGAAUGUACAGUAAAUUAAAAAUAAUGGAUAAUUAUAACAAUAAAAUACUUUGUCACAGAUU
This is a messenger RNA of Anolis carolinensis (green anole), 11294 nucleotides long. RefSeq names its product SZT2 subunit of KICSTOR complex (gene szt2). Lineage: Eukaryota; Metazoa; Chordata; Lepidosauria; Squamata; Anolidae. The transcript has 74 exons. The record is from RefSeq and is a predicted model, not a curated record. The coding region runs from base 57 to 10832 and encodes 3591 amino acids. Gene Ontology annotation, cellular component: peroxisome.